Prunus persica (peach) is the source of this 1457-nucleotide messenger RNA. RefSeq names its product stearoyl-[acyl-carrier-protein] 9-desaturase 6, chloroplastic. Gene Ontology annotation, molecular function: stearoyl-[ACP] desaturase activity. The transcript is spliced from 2 exons. The record is from RefSeq and is a predicted model, not a curated record. Gene Ontology annotation, cellular component: chloroplast stroma. Lineage: Eukaryota; Viridiplantae; Streptophyta; Magnoliopsida; Rosales; Rosaceae. Gene Ontology annotation, biological process: fatty acid metabolic process. Bases 77 to 1276 code for a protein of 399 amino acids.
AGCGAGCACCUGAGUGAGGAAGAGCGAGCACCUACCUACAUACCAGACGCAACCCAAAAGAACGAUCUCUCGAGACAUGCAGGGCUCCCUCUUCCUUGACACCAAAACUCUUGCAUGGCCUUCACGCGGCCACACCCAAACCUCCUCCCACCACCUCCGCCGCCUCACUCCACCAAAUUCCACCAUCAAAUUCCGACAACCACAACCAAUCUCCGCCGUCGCCACCUCACCACCGCCAUCUCUAACUAGACAAAAGACCCACUCUAUGCCCCCUGAAAAAGUCGAGAUCUUCAAAUCGCUCGAGGGCUGGGCCUCCGAACACGUCCUCCCGUUUUUAAAGCCGGUGGACCAGUGUUGGCAGCCCAGUGCAUUCCUGCCCGACCCAGCACUACCCAAAGGGGAGUUUCUGGAUCGGGUUCAGGAGCUCCGCGAUCGGACCAAUGGGCUACCCGACGAGUACUUUGUUGUGCUCGUCGGGGACAUGAUCACGGAGGACGCAUUGCCCACUUAUCAGAGCAUGAUAAAUGGGCUGGACGGAGUUAGGGACGAGACUGGAGCUAGCUCGAGUCCGUGGGCUCGAUGGACUCGGGCCUGGACUGCUGAGGAGAAUAGGCACGGGGAUCUGCUCCGCACGUUUCUUUACUUGUCGGGUCGGGUGGAUAUGCUCAUGAUCGAGAAAACCGUACAGUAUCUUAUUGGAGCUGGCAUGGAGCCAGGGACAGAGAAUAAUCCGUACUUGGGGUUCGUGUACACGUCGUUCCAAGAGCGAGCCACGUUCAUAUCACACGGCAACACGGCUCGGCUGGCUAAAGACGGCGGUGAUCCAGUGCUCGCGCGCAUGUGCGGAACCAUUGCAUCCGACGAGAGGCGCCACGAGAUGGCAUACUCUAAGAUCGUUGAAAAGCUCCUCGAAGUGGACCCCACGGGAGCAAUGGUGGCGAUUGCUGAUAUGAUGAGGAAAAAAAUCACGAUGCCGGCGCACCUUAUGUACGAUGGGGAAGACCCCAAGCUAUUCGAGCACUUCGCCGCAGUGGCUCAGCGGCUGGGCGUGUACACGGCUGAUGAUUACGCGGACAUCUUGGAGUUUCUGAUCGGACGGUGGAGGUUGGAGAAGUUGGAGGGAUUGACAGCAGAGGGUGCGCGUGCGCAGGAGUUCGUGUGUGGAUUAGCGCCGAGGAUAAGGAGGCUUCAGGAGCGAGCGGAUGAAAGAGCACGGAAGAUGGGCCCGCAUGCAGUCAAGUUUAGCUGGAUCUUUAAUAAAGAAGUCGUGCUGUAAUUAAGUAAUUAAGAAGUUAAUUAGUAGCAAUGGGAAUGUAAUUAGGAACUUAAAUCAAGACUAUUUUGGUAUGUAAUUAGAGUACUUAAUCAAAACUUUCCUCUUUUUUUGGUAGUUGAAAAGAAUAUGUCGUGUUUUUUUCCCCACCUGAGAGAACAAUUUUCUUCAUUGUUUGUUGCUU